UGAUGUGUUUUGUGGCUUUUUGCUGUGCACCAACCUCACCCGUGCGCCGCGCAUUGGCCAGCUCCAAGGAGAGGUCAUCCCGACUUCCUUUUACCACCAAGGCCGUGUCAUCGACUGCAGUGGUGCCCAUGUGGUCUUAGAUGAUGACACGGAUGUGGGCUAUGUAGAGGAUGGGACACCGUGUGGUCCAUCGAUGAUGUGUUUAGAUCGGAAGUGCCUACAGAUCCAAGCCUUGAAUAUGAGCAGCUGCCCGCUCGACUCCAAGGGUAAAGUCUGCUCAGGUCAUGGGGUGUGUAGUAAUGAAGCUACCUGCAUCUGUAACUUCACCUGGGCAGGGACGGAUUGCAGUAUCCGGGAUCCAGUUCGGAACCCUCAUCCCCCCAAAGAUGAAGGACCCAAGGGUCCUAGUGCCACCAACCUCAUAAUAGGCUCCAUCGCUGGUGCCAUCCUGGUAGCAGCUAUUGUCCUUGGGGGCACAGGCUGGGGAUUUAAAAAUGUCAAGAAGAGGCGGUUCGACCCUACUCAGCAAGGGCCCAUCUGACCCUGCCUCCCCAGAUGGAUGCCUCCUCGCGCUGCUGGGCUCUGGGGAUGACACGCUCGCAGCUGUGCUGCCGGAACUUCUCAGUCUGUAAACAGAAACUUGGGGUGGCGAUGAUGACAUUACUGAAGUUGGGGUGAUAGGGAUGGGGUAAAAGAAAACUAUCCCUUUUGGAAAUAAUCUCAAAGAGCCCCUCCCACCCCUCAUCAAUAAAGGGGGGCAAAAGACUUUGUUAUGAAAAGACCUGUUUCAGAAUCUUUUUUUUCUAACUAAAGGAAGAAGGAACAAAAAAAAUCAAGUGCAAUAAAAGAACCAUUAAAAAUAGCAAAUGAUUAUUCCCCCAGCCUGCUGGCACUUAAUAUCUUCUAAAUGAUCUGGCAUGAUUUCGUUCCUUUACUACCAAUGGCAAACUCCAGCGGCAUGAAGACCUAGUUUCUGAAAGGGCACAAACUGCAUGGCACACACACAGCUACAACCUUGCAGCCAGCUCUCCACAGAGCCUGCCACAGACCCCGAGGGUGACAGUGAUGGCUGCAGCUGUCCCGGCCCCUUCACCAGACACCGCCCGCCCCCACCCAUGGCAUCCCCCCCAUGCCCUCUACAGCCACCACCCUGCUUGAGGUCAGGCCAUGGCAGCAUUCCACGGACCGUGCUCUCGGCCACUCGCUUGCCCGUGGGUUUUACCCUGGAUGGAGCAGCCUUUGGAAGCAAGAGCUGGAAUGUGAACCACGAUGCUAUUGUAUAGUUCUUUUAUAAAUGUAAAUAUGGAAAUAAGAUUUUGACACGUCAUUUUCACUUGUCUGUAUUGAAAUAUUUUUCUUGUAAAGGUUCUCUGUAAAUCUGAGUGUAUCAUUUGCUCCCCA
Carlito syrichta (Philippine tarsier) is the source of this 1401-nucleotide messenger RNA. It is a transcript of the gene ADAM23, whose product is annotated as ADAM metallopeptidase domain 23. Lineage: Eukaryota; Metazoa; Chordata; Mammalia; Primates; Tarsiidae. The transcript has 5 exons. Gene Ontology annotation, cellular component: presynaptic membrane. The record is from RefSeq and is a predicted model, not a curated record. The annotation marks the transcript as partial.